Messenger RNA from Carassius auratus (goldfish), 11906 nucleotides. It is a transcript of the gene zbtb20, whose product is annotated as zinc finger and BTB domain containing 20. Bases 5098 to 7170 code for a protein of 690 amino acids. Gene Ontology annotation, molecular function: RNA polymerase II cis-regulatory region sequence-specific DNA binding; protein binding; DNA-binding transcription factor activity, RNA polymerase II-specific. The record is from RefSeq and is a predicted model, not a curated record. The transcript has 4 exons. Gene Ontology annotation, biological process: regulation of transcription by RNA polymerase II. NCBI's taxonomy places the organism in Eukaryota, Metazoa, Chordata, Actinopteri, Cypriniformes, Cyprinidae.
AGUAUGUACAUUUUAAUGUACACGUGUUUUAGGAAAUAAAAAGCAAAUUAAAUGCACUUAAGUGGCUUUUCAUUUCAUUAAUAUAAUAUCUGAAAGUAUUUUUUCAGUAUCCUUUAAGGAUUUGAAGUAAACUACAAGUGCACAUACAGUUAAGUACAAUUAAUACAAGUAAGUGAUCCUUUUUCAUGGGGAAAACUAACAGAAAUAUAAAUGAACUAAAAUAACUUUUUAUUCUCAUGAACAAUAACUAUAAAUCAAGCAUUUCAUAUUUUACUGCCAUCUUUGAUUCAAAUAUGUCAUUCACAAUGCUUCAUGGGAUAUGUAGUUAAUUCUCUUAUAAAAUAAAAUAUGCGGUAAUGUUUUUGUUCUGAAUUUUAUACUUUUUUGCCUCAAGUCAUAGUUGGUCACGUUGUGAUUCACUUCAGGGCUGGAUAGUUUGGUUCAAGGCCUAGGACUCUUUUUUGAAGAAUUUGUUGAAAUCCAGAAAAAUACUUGCAAAAUCAAGGCCACCAAAAAAGUGGGCGGCCACUUAGUAUGUAAUGUUACGCUUCACAAAAUAUAUGAAAUAUUCGAGAGGCUAAUGGAGUGUUUUGUGAAGCUUUUAUGUCUGUUACAUCUAAUGUAUCCCUAAAAAGCUUUUGAAAGAUCUUCAUACUGCGUGCCCUAAUGAGCUCCUUUUAUUAAAGUCUCUCUGCAUGCAUGUGUGUGCGUGUUUAUCAGAAAACGUUUACCUCCUCUACCCGUAUCAAUAUGCAUGAAGUAUUCAUUGUCUGCACUGUUUGUCAUGCUGCAUGGUAUAGACAAAGCGCCUUUCUUUUUGUUUAUACUGAGAACAUGGCUUUGAUCAUGGCCUCUGUUCUCUGCCAUUUAUAUUCACAUGCAUAUUUUCGUGCAGUGUGGAUGGUGAUCAAAAGGAUGCACACACAAUAUAUGCAGUACAGUAUGUAUCUUGGACUACAUUAGCGUUAAUUCAUCACCUUUUGGGGACUUGUUACCAUGCUGUUGUUAAUUAAUGUGUAUUCUGAUGGUGAUGAUAUGAAUAACAACAUUACAGCUACAGUGUCUGCAAAAUAGCACAGGAGAGAAAAGCACAAAUAUCAUCAUUGUGUAAAUCUUCUGCAUAAAUAAGUAUAUGAAUAAUUAUGAAUGAUAUUAUUUGUUUAAAUGGUUGGACUUUCUCAAAUGGUUUAAUGAGAAAAAGAAGUACGCUUAGUUGUAUUAAAUCUCCGCUUGUAGUGAACAUCAAAUCUUAAAAGUAUAUAUUUUUUAAAACUGUAAUUGAAUAUAUUAAUGAAAUAAAAAGCCACUUAAUAGUACACAGUGUAACUUUUUUUUUUUUUCAAAAUGAAUUAACAAAUUUUUAAUAAUGAGCUAGUACAUCAUGAAACCACCUUCCAAACUAGGUUUUUUUUAUUAUCGUAAGCCUAUAAUAAAAUUCUUAUUUUUUUAGCUGUGGGAUGGUUUUCUCAGAAAUCAUUUGUGUGUAAUUUUUAUAACUGAAGAAAAGAUGUCAGGUUACAACUGUAUAUAGCUAAAAAAAAAACAAAAAAAAAAACAUACAAACAAAAGCAAAUUGAAAGCUACAGUGCCUGUAAUAAAACACAAAUCAACAUAGUUUGCAUUUCAUCGCAUACGCAAUGCAUUGCCUAGGUUCACAGAACAGUGUUCAUGUUGUUAGGAAUGCCAGUUUCUAAACCGGUUAGUGCUUUUGGUCUGCCUAUAAAUAGCUUUGGCAAGUUAUAUUUUAGUCGGUUUUACUUUAUGAUACGAAUAUCAAUCGAUAAAUCUAAGUGUAGCCAAACUUUUGAAAUGUUAUUUUAAAACAAGUAAAAAAACAACAGCAGAGUAUAAGCUACUCACCUGCUCAUAAGACUUCUCUUUUAUGGUUCUUUUAAAGUCAUAAGACUUUUUUUUUUGAUAUCUGUCUUUUUCAUUAUUGGAGGAGUUUUUAUAUUGUUUGAUAUAGUGAGAUUCGCACUGAGAAGGCGAUCGUCUGUAUGUAACCAUAAGCACAGUGCUGUACCUCAAGCCAAAAUAACCAUAACCAAAACCAUGUUGCGACAGUAUUUUUAUGCCUCAACUGCUAAUGGGCCAAAAGUUACAAAGAAUAUCUUUAAGUGUACUUAAAUAGUGUUUCUUAACACACUUUAAUACACAAAUGUUAAUGUCAAAUUAAAUGUUUUAAUUUAAAAUACAUUUUAAAUCAUUGUUUUAAAAAUCUAGUGUCAUGCUUUAAAGAAGUAGAUAUUUUGAUGGGCACAUGCAAAUAAAUAAAUGAUACAUUGAACUAUAGUGUGUAAACUGAUACCUUAUCAUGACAUAUGGAUAAUUCAAAUUACACUUAAACACAUGACUUACAAGUUUCAAUAGAAAUGGCAUUCAAGUAUAUUUUAGUUUAUUAUAAAUGCUUGUGGUAACCAUAUUUACCAGCUUUAACCAUAUUUUAAAGACGUAUUUUAGAAGUUAUUAUGAAAUUGCAGGAAGAAGUACCUAGCCAGAAAAAGUGCAGCUAAUUGCAUUUAAUACAAAUUUAAACUAUAAUAAUUUAUAUUUAACUAAAUAAAGCAUCUGAAACCAUUCAGUUUGGGGAUCUGAGCCUUAUCUAGAGACCAGAAUAACAGAUAUGACUGGGCUCUUUUGGCAGUAAGCAGCUUCCCAAAACACCUUAGAAACUGCAUCGCAAUAUGCUAAAAACUAAUUUACAUAAGCAAGCACCAUUUCUAUUUUUCUUCGGAAAAUGUAAAAUAUACAGUAAGCAGAAAAGACAGCUAUUUUUAGCUUUUGAUAGAAGUUACAGAACAACAAAACACUUGUUUUCUCACAAGAUAAUUUUAUUGCAAGAAAAUUGUCUGCUUUGUGAAUGGGCCUAGUGUCACAUGCUUAUUGGCGUCUUUGCCAUUGGCAUCAUAAAUUUAAUAAUUGCCCGCAGUAGAGAUGAAGUCAUCUCGGUCCCUCAAGUUGGUGGGCAAUAAAACUGAUUACACGUUCAGGGUCACUAUAUUGUCUUUGAUGAUAUAUCUGACAAGCUUUUUCUCAAGUGUCAGACACUAAUGUGGAAGUUGUCAAUCACUGACAGACAUAGAGCCGUUUCAGCUGGAGUGCAUCUCUAAAUCAAGGUAAAAACUAAUUCAUUCAUCUAUGAUGCUGAAGAAUUGUGAUAAGCUUCUGCGGCCUCGAGAACAAUAAAAACAGUGUUGAGUAUAAAAAAAUAAAAAAAUAAGUCAUCACCACAAGAAAACACGCUUAAUGCUGAUAUAAACCAAAAGGAAUUUUGUUUUAUCUAAAAGUUUUGAUCAUGAGAUAAAGAAAAAAAAUAUAUUGCAUGGCUUCAGUAUAAAGCCCGGUGCAAAUAAACCUCUUUUACCAGGACACCUGUGUCAAUAUUAAUAUCAGGCUGAUCUACAUUGCCCAUCAAAAUUAGUUUCUAUCAUAUUAGGGCUUUUAACAUCUGCAUCUGGCUGAAAUGAUUGCAGGUUGAGGUCACUGUCAUUAUCACUGAGUAGUUGAUGUUUUGUCAAACAAUUUGUUGGGCAGAUUAUCUAAUGCAUUUAUAAAGUAGCCUGUUUAAUUAUUUAAUUUGAAAUAUUUAUCAACUAAUAUUUUAUAGGUAACAUUAAGAGGUACAUUAUCAAGAAUGUAGCUAAAGUCAAGCACUACAGUUUAUUAAUAUUAUCAUAAACUGCACUGGCCAACAAUUUGCUAAAAUAUCCAUGUGACAGACUAGAUAGUAAAUUUGGCAAUUUGUACAUUUUACAGUUGGUCCAUAUUUAUUCUAGCUAUUUAAAGGAAUAUUCUGGGUUUCCUGCAAGUUAAGUUGAAUCACCAAAUGUUGGUUACUUUUAUUAAAUUAUAAGCGGCACAUUUCUGCUUUUAAAUGUCUCAAAAAAAUUUGGCCCCAUUCACAUUUGCAUUCACAAGUUUUUAGUUUUUUUGUUUUUGUUUUGAGAUUAUCAACAUUAUAUCACAAAUACUCAAAUUGUAUUUGGCCGUAUUUUCAUUUACCUUGCAAAGGUUCAUUUAUGGUUUACACAACCCUGUGUUGCCAUCUACCUAAAUGUCUAGCUUCUUCCUAGUAGCACCAGAAUUAGCACCACACUCUGAAUGGGUGCAUAGCCUUUAACACCAAAAAUGAGAAGUGUUGUGAAAGUCUGUUUAUUUUCCUAUCCUACCUAUGCUCAGUGCUAAAAGAAUAAAACAGAAUAAGCCGAAAGCACAUAUUUGGGUCAUGACCAAACAUUAAAAAUCCAUUGCAUAUCAUAAAAUUAGUCAUCUGCUUAUUUUUUAUGCAUUGAGAAUUGUAUUUUUUUUUUUUUUUAACGUUCAGCAGUGUUGUAACUUGCAUUAAAUGUCUAGUCAUAACAAGUCAUAGGCAUCCGUUGCACCAAAAGUUACCCAACAAUACAGAGUAGGAUGGGUGCAAAAUGCACCAUGUUGAUACAUAAAACUUUCAUGGCAUUGCAAGGCAGUAUAAAAGAUGGCAAAUUCACCCUCAUUUAUUUACCUAUCUUUAUUUCUGGUAGUAUAUUAAGCUUGAAAGUGAUGUCUUAUCACUGCAUGAAGGGUUAAUUUGAGGCCUAUCUGGGUUAUGUUACUGACUUCUGAAGUUCAUGGGCAUUUUGUAACGUUAUCUUACACAAUGACUCUGCCAUUGCAGCAAUAUGGGGAGGAUUACUUUUGUCAUUGUAAUGCAAGGGCACAAACUCCAAUAAAGCAUAGACUGGUGUAACAAUCAGAAAAUACAACCCUGUUGAUCAGAACACAGGGGAAUGAGUGGCUAAUAUUGUAUGUUCGAGUGUAUUAUACAUCUCAUUAAUAAACAAACGCACUGUAAUAGGAUAAAUCUGUGAGGGUUGGCAAUGCACAAGACAAGACAACCAUAAAGACCAAGGGCAACUUUGAAGAUUCUGCAUGAGGUUAGAUUGUGGCCAGAACAAAAUGAAAUGAGUGGCUAACAACUGACCUCUUCCGCUGCACCACCACCACCAGCAAACUGUAGCAUCUAACCAGUGCCUCUUCACCAGCCUGACACACAACGCACCCACAUACACACAAUUACCCAACAGAACACCAUCAGACUGUGACAUCAGGUGCAAGGGGAUGACCGAACGCAUUCACCACAUUAAUCUCCACAACUUUAGCAAUUCUGUACUUGAGACCCUCAAUGAGCAGCGAAACCGCGGGCACUUCUGUGACGUGACUGUUCGGAUCCAUGGUAGCAUGCUGCGAGCUCACCGUUGUGUGCUGGCUGCAGGCAGCCCCUUCUUUCAGGACAAGCUGCUCCUGGGCUACAGUGACAUCGAGAUCCCCUCUGUGGUUUCUGUACAGUCCGUCCAGAAACUGAUUGACUUCAUGUACAGUGGUGUGCUGCGGGUCUCCCAGUCCGAGGCCCUGCAGAUCCUCACAGCUGCCAGCAUACUUCAGAUCAAGACCGUUAUCGAUGAAUGCACCCGCAUUGUUUCACAAAAUGUUGGCAUUGCUGGACCUGGCAGCUUUUCCGUCGUCCCAGGCGACUCGGGGCAGGAGACACCACGGGGAACUCCUGAGUCAGGCACGUCUGGUCCCAGUAGUGAUGCCGAAUCAGGCUACAUGCAAACAUCUCACCAGAGCCUUGACCGCGUUUAUUCCUCACUUUAUUCCAGCUGUUCUGGGUUGGGCCUGCAAAACGGUACCCGUGGAAAUCGCUCCCACUAUUCCAGCGCCGCGAUGACAGCCAGCUAUGACUCACCCCUUCCACUACAGCAUAAGGAGGGAGGGCAAGAUCCUGCCUGGAUCACACGCAUCCAUGAGCGUUCGCAGCAGAUGGAGCGCUUCUUGGCCACGUCGGAGACUACACACUGCCGUAAACAGCCUCGUCCCGUGAGGCUCCACACAGGUGAUAUUCACAUCAAGCAGGAGCAAGGGGACGAGUACAACUGCUAUGGGCUUGACUGCCGUGAGGACAGCGAACAGCUGGAGUGCGUCGAAAGUGAGCCCAAAGGCGAGAGUUUUGACUCCGGUGUCAGCUCUUCCAUUGGCACGGAAACGGAUUCUGUCGAGCAGCCUUUCUUGUCUGGGUUCACUCGAGACAACUGUCCAAAUAAAGGCCAGCAAGGUGAGCGUGGAACCCCUGUGCAAAUUGAGGUCAACGAUUCAUCUCCUGAGCAGACUCAAGAGUCGGUUGAAGACGGAAAUAGAAACGGUCCUUCUCAAGAGAGUGGUGAGCUUGUAGUCCAUCAGCCGUCACAAGCCAACCUAACAGCACCACAGUCCAUGCCUGGUGGGCCGUACCUGCGGCCAGGUGAGCCACUUACCAGCAACCUGCGUAUGCCCCUCACCCUGACCAGCAACACCCAGGUUAUAGGAACUGCAGGCAACACUUACUUGCCUACACUCUUUGCAACCCAGUCAGCCAGCGACAACAAGCCUUUCCUCUUCAGUCUGCCCCAGUCCAUUGGGAGUCAGCCGCCACAAUUUGUGGCAGUACCCUCUCCCAGCAUGCCUCCCUUCCCCAGUGGACUGACGGUGCCACCAGGUGGAAGUCAGCAGCAAGGUGGUCCUGCAGUGGGACAGCAUGGGGAGAAGAAGCCCUAUGCAUGCACUCUUUGUUGUAAGACCUUUACUGCCAAACAAAACUACGUGAAACACAUGUUUGUGCACACAGGUGAAAAGCCACACCAGUGCAGUAUCUGUUGGCGUUCGUUUUCGCUGAAGGAUUAUCUCAUCAAACACAUGGUUACACAUACAGGCGUCCGAGCAUACCAGUGCAGCAUCUGCAACAAACGCUUCACCCAGAAGAGCUCGCUCAACGUCCACAUGCGCUUGCACCGUGGAGAGAAGUCCUACGAGUGCUACAUCUGCAAGAAGAAGUUCUCCCACAAAACCCUGCUGGAGCGCCACAUGGCCCUGCACAGCACCGAAACCGGGGUCACUGGGGUCAGUGUGGCUGGGAGUGCCGGAGGCCCAGCAUCAAUCCCGGUUCCGAUGGCUGUUCCCGAGCCGGGAGCGGUGGCUCUCGCCAUGCCGAUGGGAGCGGGCGGAGCAGGGGGUGGAGUCGGAAGCACCGGAGUGGGCGUUGCUGCAGAAGCGAGCUGCCAGGAGGGGACCACCUACAUGUGCUCCGUGUGCCCUGUCAAGUUUGACCAAAUUGAGCACUUCAAUGACCACAUGCGCAAGCAUGUCUCCGACGGAUAAGUACAAAUAAAAAAAACUUGCGUAAACAUGGAAAAAGAAUGAAAUGAUAACAAAAAAACGGCACUAGAUUUUUUUUUCUUAUAUUGGGGCAUGAAGAGUAAUGAGUAUAGACACUGGCACAUUAAGUUUUCUAGGGAAAAAAAAAGAAGCGUUUAUUUCUUUUCUUUUUUUCUUUUUUUUUUGUCCUUGCUAUUCUUAAAGAAUAAAAAAAAGAUGGUGGCCUUAAGGCUGUGUAGUUGGAUAAUGAUCCACUGGCUGGAUCCAUACUACUGGCCUCUAAAUGUAUGCUUUCCUUAAAUACUGAUUUAUGUGUUGAACACUACCGAAAGGCCUGCGAAAGAACACACAAGAAAAAAAAAAUUCACAUGCGCACACACACUCAGACAUACAAACACAAAUACACAUACACAUACCCAUGCAUGCACUCACAUGCACAAACUACUUAUACACACUUAUAUAUGUUAGAGGUAUUUUGUACGUAUGUGUAUUUGUGCAUGUGAGCGUGCGUGUGCACAGAAAUAAAUGUUGCAGUGAAUUUUUUUAACUUGUAGAUCUUUUCCCAUGUAGACCGUAUUGGACACUAUAAGCGUCCAAGCUUACUGUGGUAUAGAUUCAAAAACAAAAAAACAAAAUACAGAAAAAGAGAUUUGGCUCUAGAUUCAUUCUAAAAUAAUGAUGGUCACGUGUUUGCCUUUUUAUGUGCGAUAAGAAUAGGAGAGUUAUUCAAUUUGACACUGGGUUUUUAUUUAUUAUUAUGGCAUUGAGGGAUUAUGAUGUUGAUGUUGUCAAGGUACAAGCCAGUUUUACUAACUGUACUAAAAUUGAAAUUUUUGAGUGGCUUGAUGAAUGAAUGAUUAUUAUGAUUAUGACAUUUUCCUUUUCCCCCACCACCCUUUUUUCCCCGAUGGUUCAGGUCAAGUUUACAAAAAAAAAAAAAAAAAAAAGAGUUUAUCAAUGACAGUAUUCAAGCAAAAACUUUGAAUGCCGUUAAUAAUUUCCAGUUCAUUUUGCAUACACUGCCACUAAGAAGACGACUGUUAGUUGACCUCUUCCACUUCAAAACGAAGUGUGAUGAAGUUCUAUUUGCUCCAUGCUUUUUUUUUUUUUUUGACAAAAAGAAAAAACGAAAAUGGCAGAUUUUAGUAUGCAAACACGCCCGAAAUCCAAGGUAAUUGCUGCUCCUCACAUGUUCACUUUGAGACUGUUAUCAGCUGUAGAAUCCAACAAUAUGUGGAUAUUUCUCUAAUUGUUAUUAUUUCUCAGUGAACAUGGGAAACGUUAAGCUAUUUGGAGCUAUGGGCUAGAUUAGAUCAAAAGUGAACUGGAUAAAAAUAACCUCCUGAAUGCAUAAAAAUGAUGUAUUUCCUAUUAGCGGCGACUACUAUGACUCAGUUGUUUGGGCCGGUGGGGUGACUAAAAUGCACUACUCCUGUUCCUAAAGCCCCACCUAGUGGCUCAAAUAGCCGUCCUUGUUUUUUGCCUGAUGGGAUAUACACAUAGAAAAGAGCAGGCGAAGGAUAUAGGGACGCAAGGCAACAGAAAAAUAAACAUCUACUGAAUCACAAUAAAUUUAACACGGUCAUUCUUCUUUAAUAUACCACAGGGAGAAAACUCUCCAAACAAUAAGAAACAUUCCCAAUUUUACCGAUAUCUAGAAAUUGUGUGUGUACUUUGGAAGUGAGUUGAGAAGGUUGUCUUUUUGGUGUUAUGUCACUCAGAAGCUCUGUGUUCUUAUUUGGUUUUGUUAUACACAUAUUUUAUGGAUAUAAAAAGACUCAUCUGCCGUGCAACUGCAAUUUGGCAAUUUUUGCUCACUUAUUUGAGUAGAUACACUUUUGGAGUGUAGUUAAAAUGAUGACAAAAUGUAUCGAUCACAAUUUAUUUAGACUUUUUCCAUUUGGGAUUUGGUCACAAGUUGUAGGUUUGAAAAACAGUGCUACUUUGCACAUUUGCUUCAAAAUCCUGUGCUUAAACAUUGAAUUGUUUUACUUAAGAAAUUAAAUUCUAUGUUUUUUUUAUUGUUUAUAAAGGAAAUAUCUUUUCUUAAAAGCUUGAUAAGAGGACUGCAUUGUUUUCUUGCAUAUAUGUUGCACUGCUUAAACCAAUAAGUGCACUACUGUUACCAGAGAUGUUCUAGUUUUAAGAGAUAAUCAUUUUUUAUCAAAUAUUUGGUUCUAUAGUUCACUUGUGUUUGAGUAGCUUUGUUCUUUUUUUGAUUAGAUGAUUAAAUGGCUUUUUAUCAUCACUUGCUAUUGUAUUUACUUUGUGCUGUUUAUGCAAGCGUUUUUUUUUUUUUUUUUUUCUUAUUUAAACCAUUGUCCCUGGUCAGAUCCUAAUGAUUUAUUGCUUUCACCACUUCCAUCCCUUCCCCCAUCCCAAAACUAUCCUAAUGCAGUUAAUUCAUUGAAGCAAAUGCUCGGUUUUCUUCUCAUUCAUACCAAACAAAAAAAAAACAAACAAACAAACAAAAAAACAUAAAAAUCACAAAACCAAAAAAAAAAAAAGAAGAAAUGUAGUGUGUGCCUAAAUAUAUGAUAAAUGUCCUUUAGAACAAGUACGUUUCUACGAGAGGGUCAUUGUGCAAAGCUUUUUAGUGCUGUCUAGGGAUCAAGCACAUUUAUGUAUGUGUUUGUAUGAGCAUGUGUGUGUAUAUUCCUCUGGUAUGUCUCUAUGUGUGUGCUGUACAAUUUGUGAUGCCUGAACUGUAGGGCUUCCUUUGCAAUAUGCAGUACAGGUACGGCAACAGUGACAACAUUUCAUUUUACAUACUUAGGAGUGCAUUUGGUAACUUUCUCAAGAACAAUCAUUACUAUUUUCCCUACAAUAAAUGACACAAGGAACAUGAUGCUGUUAAGGCCCUUGCUUUAAGUCUGAAUGAUACGAUCUGGCCUAACCCAGUGCGGUCAAAGUCAAUUCAAUGACUUCAGUACGCCUGUUAAAUAUUCUGUAUCGUUCUCCAGUGCUUCGAAACCAAACACCGCUUUUUAACUCAAUUAUGCUGCAAAGUUUGGCCACAGGCUGUGUUGUAUCAGUCUGAGGUGUUGCCUUUUUCAGUCGCUCUGGUCUUUUCCAGUCGAGUUGCAGAUCCCGUUCUUAUUUUACUUCAGCUUGGCGUACCAUUUUGAUGGUUGUGUUGAGUAGCUAAAUUAUCUGUUGGUGGUCUGUGGCGGUGGUGGUGAUGGUACAGUUCAUAGUUGAAAGAGUCUUGUCUCAUCCAUUUGUAGUUUUGUUGGUUGUGAAUCAUUUGUUGGAUCUAAAUGUUAUUUUUCCCAUUCAGUAACCGUCCAUAUGGAUUUAAACUGCAGCAAAAUGCAGAAACGUGUCUGUAAAGAAGGGUCAGGCCAGAAUAAACGUUAACAUUUCAACACAUUAAAGCACUUAAUGAGUGCUAUCAGAGAGCGGGGAGGGAGGGACUUACAUUGGCCAUCAGCUGUGUCUUUACAGAUAGCCUUAAUCAUGUUUGACUCAAGCGACCAAAUGCACUAUUGCUUGUGAAGGUGCUGUUGCAAUUUCUAGCGUUUAUUUUACACAAGGGAUAUAUAUUUAAGAGAAAGCAACCUUGCAAUACAGUAUUUGUAAAUUGUCUUGUAAAGGUUAUGAAGGACAUAUAGCUACAUGCAAAUCACUGAUUACUCUUGUCAUUUUGGUAUAGAUUCAUUCGGCCAUGUGUUUUAACCACGCAUGGAGGCAACAGCGUCACAGGUCCUAGUAUCAGGCUUCAUAUAUUAAAGCCGUCUCAUCUCGCUUGUGUUGUGAAGCUUUCAUGUCCGAUAUUACCAUUACUCUGUGUUUGUUCAUAUGUACAAAGGAAAAAGAACAGCGACAAAAUUUUUUUAAAUAAUGUUUUAUUUCACAGAGACUUUGUUUAGUCAAAAUUCAGUAGUUUGUGAAAGUGUACAAAUCUGCACGAAGAUGUUUAGACACAAUUCAGAUGCUUAAAUGUCAUAGUCUACUACCCAUUGCAUCUAGACUGGACACCGUUCUUGUGGGUAAAAAGCACUAUGACGAUCACUUCUAUGAGUAGUUCAAGUAGACUUUUUACAUUACUUACAGUAUAUAUUUACAGUUCAUAAAUGUAGAAUUAGCUUUUAUUUUUGUUUUCUGCUUAAAAUUGUAAUUUUACAAUACAUGUUCAUUUUCUUCAGUGUACAGUAUAGACAAAGCACUCUCUUUGCUAUUACAGUUAGUUUUUGUUGUAGGACUACAACCUUCUUUUCUUCUUGCUUUUUAACAAAGGUACUUUUUUAAAAACAAAAAAUCUUAAUUUAUAAAGAAUAUCUAUUCCUAGAGUAUAGACUUGUGGGCACAGAAAAGACCUUGGAAAACAUCCCCAAUAUCUAAGUAGGAGCGGAAGAGGUGAAUAUUAUUUGGAACAGCUAAAUGAUUGGUUGUCUUGUAAGCUUUUUCAUAACAUGCAAACUAUAUCAUGCAUCCUAUAAUGCUGGUCUGAGAAAACCCCAGUGAAAUGCUUCAGUCAAAUUCAGUCAGCCCAUUUUCCCGUCUCCAUAUUUAAACAGUCAGCUUCAAUUUAACAUCGCUGCAUUGAAAUCUUUCAUCUUGCAGUUGUUUUCUUCUUCGAACAAACAAAGACUUAAUCUUCUCUCUACACAAUGGUCAGACUAAUUCAAAACAAGCUAGAGAAUCCAUGUCUUCAUCAGCAUCUACAACAGAUAGUACUGUAACCAAAACAACACCUAACACUGUACAUGUGGAAUUUUACAAUGCCUCUCCUUUGU